UAUAGCUUAGCUAUUUUAAAUGUUUGAAGAGGGUUGCAUUUUCUCAUCAGGAUGCGCGUAUCAUCUUUCAUUGUACCACGAAUCAGCACUAUGGUGAUACCUCAUUCUUUGUCUCGUACAUACAUGUCAUUAAACUGCCGCUACGGAAUCAUAGAGACUGGCCACGGGCCAUAUGCUCCUUGGAGCAAUACUUUUUCAAAUCGCCCAUUGUUUCUCACCCAACCUAGUUUCCAGAGUUCGCGGAUUGGUGAAAAUGGCGUCUUAUGCCUACACGCUAAAUAUUUGAAUCAUCAUAAACGCAUGUUUAGUGGAAAGAGCGAAAGGGCGAAAGCGUUUGGUGGCCAGAAGUCUUCUUCGCUAAAUAAGCCGUUACUUUCUGGAGAGCUUCCCAGUGAGGCAGUAGCACACAAUGAACAAGCACACAUUUUUUUUUCUAAUGGGUUAUAUGAGGAGGCCAUUUUGUCACUGAAGGAGUCUCUAUUGGUUGUUGAGAAGUAUUUGGGCGCGAGGCAUAAUGAAGCUGCAACGCUCAUGGUGAGUAUAGCGCUAGUCUACGAGAAGCUAAAGAUGUAUGAAGAGUGUUCGAAGUAUUUGAGUGAUGCGCUAGAAAUCCGAAAGCAGUGCGAUGGUGAAAACCACACAUCGGUGGCAAUUGUACUAUACAAACUAGCGCUUGUAUGGUGUAACAGGGGAGACUUGGAAAAAGCGUUUCCGCUGGUGAACCACGCAGAGAAGAUAAUGAAUGGUCAUGUCGAUCUAGUAGAACAGAAGUUGAAGCAAAAACAAACAUCGUCUGAUUUACUAGAAGAAUUAGAGCAUAGAAAAUUGGCUUUGAACACGGAGCUGGGACACGUAUUGAACGUUCGAGGUGUGUUACACUAUCAGCAGAGAGAAUUUAAAAAGUCGGAGAAAUAUUGGAAUAAAGCAGUUGAAGUAUGGGAAAGAUGUUUGCUAAGUGAUGAGAGUGUGGCUACACUUCUGUUGGAUGUUCAUAAAAAUCUGGUAGCCUUGUACAAGACGACCAAUCAUUUAGACGCAGCGGUCAAGGCAUCUGAACGCUGUAUUAAGGCGCUUGAGUCUAGAUUUCCAGCUUCUCCAAUUUUGCCGCUUGCUUAUCAAUUGUCUGCGCAGAUAUAUGAGCGCGCCCAGAUGUUUGAUUUAGCCAAUAGUGCCUGGGAACAGGCGUACCAGCUAAUAACUCAAAUUCACGAGCAGGGUCAUGAAGAAAUAGACGAAAUUUUUUACGCUUUGAAUUUGAGCAAAGCAAAAUUGGCGGCUGGAAACCCAAAGCCAAAUUCAACUCAAUGA
Molecule: messenger RNA, 1308 nt
Organism: Schistocerca gregaria
Lineage: Eukaryota; Metazoa; Arthropoda; Insecta; Orthoptera; Acrididae
Product: kinesin light chain-like
Exons: 4
Coding region: 52-1308 (418 amino acids)
Molecular function (GO): protein binding
Source: RefSeq, a predicted model, not a curated record